GAACGACAACAAAACAAUGGAAUAUAAUGCAGCAGUUUUUUAAAAAGCAACUGCAGCUAUAUAUAAAAAAUUCCAUAUGUGAUAUCAUCUAAGCAACACUCCUCCAAUAUCAUGCAUGCAAAUUACCUGGGGAUCUGGUUAAAUGCAGAUUCUGAUUCUGUAAGUUCGGAAUGGGGUCUGAAAUUCUGCAUUUUCAACAGCUCUCUGCUGAUCCAUGGGCUAUGCUUCAAGUAAGAAAAUUCUCAAUAUACUUAGGGAUGCAUAAAAUGAUAAAACUAUUUUUCUUUUCAAACAAAAGGCAAAGAUAAACACUAAAUUCAGGACAACGGAUAUCUUUACCUCUGACUGGGACAGUGGUUGAAUAGGUCCUGGUGAUGCUUUCUUAAACUGGCUGUUGGGUCCACAAGUAUUCUUUGUAUCUCACAUGUUACAAAUAGUAUCGCCCGUAUAAAAUAUUGUAUCUUUAAAAAAAACAAUGAAAAGCGUACAAAAAUAAAAUUAUAGGCAAAGAAGCUAGGUGGCGUCAAAGUCUUGGGUAAAUAAAGAAGUUACUCCUGUAGCGCUACACUAAACUAAAACAGAUACAAUUUGCAGAAAAAGUGUUGUCUGUUCACUAAAUACUCCAGAAAUCCAACCUGCCAGGCUAAUUCUUUUCAGCCCGGAUUAAAGAGUAAGGAUUUGUACUAUCCAAGUUUUUCAAAUUUAGUGGAUUUUAUGAAUCACCUGGCAUUCUUGUUAACAAUACAGAUUUCCAAGUGACUCCAGUGUAGAUCCUGAUUCUGGGUGUGCAGGAAGUAGCCUGGGAAUCAGUACUGAAUUCAAGCCCCAAUUGGUAGGGUGAAAAAGCUCCGCCCGCCUCGUAAUGGAUUUGCGGUUAGUAGGCUGUGGGGGAUACUCGAUCAGCCCCUGUCGGCUCCAAGAAGCCCCCACACGGUGGGAGGACAGCCCCCCGCCCCCAGCCACAGUUAGCACAGUAAAUCCAUAUUAGCGCGGCGGUCACCCCUCUUUCAAGGAGCUAUCCUCUUUGGCUCUUCUGGAAGCUCUCCAGAGAGGCCCUGAAUGACAGAAACCUGAACAAGAGGAAAUAAUUACAGCACUAGGUAAUUAAUUCUCAGCAACUUAAAACCUCGCAGACUCGCCUCGGAGGCCGCCUCUCCCACCAACGGCCUUUCCGGGCGUUUCUUCCCUCCGCCUCCCUCAGAAAACGCGGAGAAGAAACGCGAGAUACGAACACGGGGCGUGGCCUCAUCCUGACCAAUGGAAAUGGGAGGCCUGGCCCUGAGUCUUCCUUUCAUUGGCGCAGGAUCCCCAAGGCGAGGAGGAAGCCGCGCGGCAGCCUGAAUGCGCGCGGAGCCUCCGGACCGGCAGCGUUUGAGCCGCCAUCAUGGUGCGGAAGCUUAAGUUUCACGAGCAGAAGCUGCUGAAGCAGGUGGACUUCCUGAACUGGGAGGUCACAGACCACAACCUGCAUGAGCUACGCGUGUUGCGGCGUUAUCGGCUGCAGCGGCGCGAGGACUAUACGCGCUACAACCAGCUGAGCCGUGCUGUGCGCGAGCUGGCCCGGCGCCUGCGCGAUCUGCCGGAGCGUGACCCGUUUCGCGUGCGCUCCUCGGCCGCGCUGCUGGAUAAGCUGUAUGCGCUCGGCCUAGUGCCCACGCGGGGGUCGCUGGAGCUCUGCGAUUUCGUCACGGCCUCGUCCUUUUGCCGCCGCCGCCUGCCCACGGUGCUGCUUAAGCUGCGCAUGGCUCAGCACCUCCAGGCCGCUGUGGCAUUCGUGGAGCAGGGCCACGUGCGCGUGGGCCCCGACGUGGUCACAGACCCCGCCUUCCUUGUCACGCGAAGCAUGGAGGACUUUGUCACCUGGGUUGACUCGUCCAAGAUCAAGCGGCACGUGCUGGAGUACAAUGAGGAGCGUGACGACUUCGAUUUGGACGCCUAGCGGAUGUCCCCUCGCCAGGACUGCAUUUUGUAGAUAGGGAAGCUGAGACACAAGCUUCAGAUUCUGUGAAGGCGCGUCUCCGCAAGAGUGUAUCAGCCAGUCGUCGGUUCUUAAGAACUUGCCUCCUCAGCUACAGGCCACGCGCGGAGCCAAAGGGUACGCCCUUUUCCACGAAAUUUUCUUAGCUCUUGGACAAUUGGUAAUUCAGUGACUGCCGUAAGAAACAAUAGGAAGCGGUUUUGUGCUGCACUGGGGAAUUGUUAUGUUCUUGUACCUGAAACAUUGCGGUGUGAAUGCAAGGACUUGGGAUGGGGGAGGGCCUACCCUCGCCCCCAGCUUUCCUUUCGUUUCUUUGUAACAGGAAGUGUGGUUUAAUUUAUUUAACUCGAAUCCUUGCUCUUGUUCCUGAUUAAACUAUAUAGAUGUUGUAGAGGUUGGUCUCAAGUUUUCAUAAAAUGGAUAAGAUUUUAGUGUUCAAGGUUCUUUCUCUUGUUUAAAGGAAUGCUCUCCUAAUGCCAAUAAAUGACCUACCUGCUUUUUAAGUGCAAA
Molecule: messenger RNA, 2488 nt
Organism: Odocoileus virginianus texanus
Lineage: Eukaryota; Metazoa; Chordata; Mammalia; Artiodactyla; Cervidae
Product: IMP U3 small nucleolar ribonucleoprotein 3
Biological process (GO): rRNA processing; ribosomal small subunit biogenesis
Cellular component (GO): Mpp10 complex; small ribosomal subunit; small-subunit processome
Molecular function (GO): rRNA binding; structural constituent of ribosome; snoRNA binding
Source: RefSeq, a predicted model, not a curated record